Molecule: messenger RNA, 989 nt
Organism: Suillus paluster
Lineage: Eukaryota; Fungi; Basidiomycota; Agaricomycetes; Boletales; Suillaceae
Product: dephospho-CoA kinase-domain-containing protein
Exons: 3
Coding region: 1-714 (237 amino acids)
Biological process (GO): coenzyme A biosynthetic process
Molecular function (GO): dephospho-CoA kinase activity; ATP binding
Source: RefSeq, a predicted model, not a curated record
AUGUUGGUCGUCGGUCUUACAGGGGGUAUCGCAACGGGUAAAUCAACUGUAUCCAGCCUUUUCAAGUCCCAGCAGGUACCCGUCAUCGACGCAGACGUUCUUGCACGGGAGGUGGUACAGCCUGGAACCAAAGGGCUCGCUCAAAUAGUCGCAUACUUCGGUUCUGAAGUGCUACUCCCAGAUGGCACCCUCGAUAGGAAGAAACUUGGUGCUAUUAUCUUCAACAGCGAGGCGAAGCGGAAGAAAUUGAAUUCUAUCAUCCACCCUGCUGUCUCGCGUGCCAUUAUUUCUGAUGUGUUUUGGUGCUGGUUGAGAGGAGAGAAAUUGUGUGUUGUGGAUGUCCCUCUUCUAAUAGAGGGAGGGCUGUGGAAAUGGAUGGGAAAAGUCAUCGUGGUGUACUGUUCGGCAGACAUUCAGCUGCAGCGGCUCAUGAAGCGCGACAGAUCGUCCCGUGAAGACGCUUCAGCGCGCCUUAAUUCACAGCUUCCCAUCGCGCAGAAAGUGGAAUAUGCCGAUAUCGUCGUCGAUAAUUCUGGGGACUUGCAGGAUCUGGAACAGCAAGUUCAGUCGUGUCUUGUGAAGUUAGAACGGAUGGCUGGGUGGUCGUGGAGGUUUAACUGGCUUUUCCCUCCAUUUGCUUUGGUUUCUGCGCUAUGGACAUUGGGAUGGAGGUCUGUCAAACGAUCGCGACGACGGAUUCGGAGGCUAGUUUAGAGCCUGUAGACUUGUGUACUCUUAUCCGUCUGUGCUACAUACGGUCACGAUGCAUAAAUAAUCAAAGCGAUGGACAUGAGGUCACUAGAUGCAACGUGCGAGAUGUAUAUUGUAAAGUAAUGGUGCAGUGUAUGUUACAACCUGUGGUCCUGUCCCGACUCCCGUAGGUGCCAAACCAACAACUCCUCCUUUCGGCACUGUUUCAUGCCGGAAGUCCAAGCAAUUCACGCUUGUCAGCAAGCUCAUCCCGAAGCAUAACAAUUCGGCUAUCAAGC